AUGGAUUACUUCGACAAUGAAGAUACAUCCGGGAAGGAGAUCUCCUCUAAUGAGAUUGAACAUGCAGUUGCGGAUGAGAGCUGGACCCCUGAGGAGGAGAAGGCUCUGGUCAGAAAAGUUGAUUUGAUGCUGUUGCCGGUGAUAUGGGUCAUGUACCUGCUUUCCUACAUGGACCGUACAAACAUUGCCAAUGCAAAGGUAUCCGGAAUGGAAGUGGACCUUAACUUGACCUCGAACGAGUAUUCAGUCGCCCUGGUGGUGUACUUUGUAGGCUACGUUGUAUUUGAAGUGCCUAGCAAUCUCGUUUUGGCUCGCACUCGGCCUUCGAUCUUCCUCCCUGCAAUCAUGGUUUUGUGGGGCGUCCUCACCUGUCUCAUGGCCGUCAUCAAGAGCUACGCGCACCUUGUUGUUCUUAGAAUCCUCGUUGGAAGUGUUGAGGCCGGAUUUGCGCCUGGUGUUCUCCUCGUUCUAUCAUCUUGGUAUAAGCGCACCGAGCAGUCCAAGCGGUUUGGUGUGUACAUUUCAGCUGCAGUUCUAUCCGGAGCCUUUGGCAGUCUCAUUGCUGCGGGUAUUGUGGAUGGUCUAGAGGGCGCCCAUGGUCUUCGUGGCUGGCGGUGGUUAUUUAUUGUUGAGGGUGCUGCCACCAUUGGCUGUGCUUUGAUUUCCAUUUUCAUCCUUCCUGACUUCCCUGCUACCUCGAGAGGUCUGUCUGAGCGCGAGAAGCACAUUGCUGUGGCGCGGUUGGCGACCGAGAACGUGACUGCGGUGACAGAAGAUACUGCCCUCUUGAGCAAUUGGGGUGCUGUCAAAGUUGCCGUGAGAGAUUGGCGCACCUGGGUCUUUGUUGUUGGGUACAUGGUUAUUGUUGGAUCCAGCACCCUCACCUACUUCUACCCAACCCUCGUCAAAGGCCUCUUCGGCGAUGCCUCCACUUAUAAGAUUAACCUUCUCACCGUCCCAAUCUAUGGGGCGGCUUUUGUCGCCACUGGCUUCACAUCAUACUUCAGUGACAAGGUGCCAAACUGGCGGGGGCUGAUUAUUGCCUGCUGGUUGACCUUUUCUCUCAUAUGUUCGAUAAUUGUGUGUGCAGUCUACAACUACACGGCCCGGUAUGUCUUGCUUGUAUUGAUGGCAUGUGGUCUCUGGGCUACCAAUGGAGGUACAUUAGCAUACGCAUCAUCAGCCUUUGCUGGCAUGCACCCGAAGGCUCGAGGUGUCAGCUUGGCCUUGGUGAAUGCGAUGGGAAAUUUGGCGCAGAUCUAUGGAUCGUACUUGUUCCCGGACUCUGAUAGCCCCAAGUAUAUCAUGGGCUUCUCGGUCAUCUCUGCGAUGCUAGCGCUGGGAGUGGUUGUGUUCAGUGCUUUGCACAUCUGGUUCCGCCGCCGCACAAAGUCGUAUGUUGAGGAAUGA
Penicillium longicatenatum is the source of this 1410-nucleotide messenger RNA. RefSeq lists its product as uncharacterized. The record is from RefSeq and is a predicted model, not a curated record. Lineage: Eukaryota; Fungi; Ascomycota; Eurotiomycetes; Eurotiales; Aspergillaceae. The transcript is spliced from 4 exons. Bases 1 to 1410 code for a protein of 469 amino acids. Gene Ontology annotation, molecular function: transmembrane transporter activity. Gene Ontology annotation, cellular component: membrane. Gene Ontology annotation, biological process: transmembrane transport.